AUGUCUUCGACCGAUAAGAUCAAAGUGUUAGUGUUGGGCGACUCAGGAGUGGGCAAGUCUUCACUGGUGCACCUCAUAUGUCAGGGUCAGCCCAUUGCCAACCCUUUGUGGACAAUCGGCGCCACCAUUGAUGUGAAGCUUCACGAGUAUAUGGAGGGCACACCUGAACAGAGGACCAGUUUCAUCGAGUUGUGGGACAUCGGGGGCUCCAGAAGCCACUCGAUUGCCCGCAAUGUCUUCUACAACGGAUUCCACGGCAUAAUUCUGGUGCACGACCUCACGAACAGCAAGUCUGAGGCCAAUCUCCGCAAAUGGUUGGGACAUGUCUUCUACAACAAGGACCACACCAUCAAAGACAACAACACUUCCCUCAACACCAGUCUGUCUGCCGCUCUGUUUCCGGUCAACACCGACGACGAGAUCCACUUCGAUAGGGAGGCCUUCUUUGAGCGCAAUAUUCCCGUCUUAGUCGUGGCCACAAAGCGAGAGUCAGUUCACGUCUCACACCUUCCUCUGCAUCGCUCUCAUCGCAUGUCCUCUUUGGCCGAAGAGUGCGGCGCCGAAGAGAUCGAAGUGGACUGCCAUCAGACCCGUAGCUUAGCUCCCGGGUCCACAAAUGCCGUCAAAUUGAGUCGAUUUUUCGAUAAAGUCUGCGAACGAAGGCUUCAUAAUCACAACUCUUUCACCAAUUAUUUGGACAGAAAUAAGAGACAAUCUCUUCUCAAUACUAAUAAAUAUUCACAUAUAGACUGA
Messenger RNA from Oppiella nova, 753 nucleotides. NCBI's taxonomy places the organism in Eukaryota, Metazoa, Arthropoda, Arachnida, Sarcoptiformes, Oppiidae. The record is from the annotation of a GenBank genome assembly.